Messenger RNA from Sapajus apella (tufted capuchin), 6870 nucleotides. RefSeq names its product iodothyronine deiodinase 2 (gene DIO2). Gene Ontology annotation, molecular function: thyroxine 5'-deiodinase activity. Bases 1014 to 1412 code for a protein of 132 amino acids. NCBI's taxonomy places the organism in Eukaryota, Metazoa, Chordata, Mammalia, Primates, Cebidae. The record is from RefSeq and is a predicted model, not a curated record. The transcript is spliced from 2 exons.
GAGAGUGUUGGCCAUGUCAAUCAACACAUUAUAUUAAAUUACUUUUCCCAAAGUUUGGAAGCAUUUCCUGAAAGCUGUCAAGGGUAUUAGUUUUUCUCUCUCUCUUUAAAUCACAAAGCAAAAUUCCACUGUCUCUCCCCCACCCCUUCUAAAAAAAAAAAAAAAAAAAAAAGUUGUCGAGUUUUGCUUUUCUAUUCACUGCAGUCCUGGCCAAAGUAAAGCCCUGUUUCUCAAUGACGUCAAGAUCUUUACCAAGAUUAGGCUUUCAUUUCUCUAUUGCAGCAAUUAGCCAGGGAAUGUAUAAAAGGCUUCAGGGAGACUCACUGGGCUGCAGAGAGAGGCGCUUUGCACCACAGACAGAUAGCAGGAAGGAAAGACAGAGACUGAGAAAAAAGAGGAGUCGGUCGGUCCUGGGGAAGGAGAGAGUGAGACUGGGAGAACGAGAGACACAGAAAGUGUGUGUAAAACGGAGUAAAGCAAGAAAAAAAAAGCUACCCUUAAAGCACAUUUAAAAAACAACUCUGGCAUUUCAAGAAAGAAACAGGCUACGUUUAAAGAGACAAUGAAAGGCUAAAGAAAAGUUUAAAAUCUCUGCCACAGUCUCAUAGGUGCUUGGAAAUGAAAGUAGAACUGCCUGUCUUUAACGGACUCUGACAGGGGUAACUGGAUUAGGGACGGGUACGCCAGUGGUUUUUUUUUUUUUUUUUUUUUAACAUCUUAAAUCCUGAAAAAAAAAAAAAAAAAAAAAAAGCAGCAGCUCCGAAUUGAAUGAAUUGAUGGGCACACUCCAACUGCUGGGCUGGAGAGACUGGAGUUGGUCUUGCCAUUUCUGCUUCUUUGAAAGAGGAGACAACUUGGGCUUCCUUUUAAUUUAGUUUUUUCCCCCCCUUCUACCCCCACCCCCAACCUUUCCCCUUACCUCCCCCACCCCCCUUUAUCACCACCCCCCUUUUAAAUAAGAGGGUGAAGGGGAGCCAGAGCGCACAAGGGAACUGACUCAGGAGGCAGAGAAGAUGGGCAUCCUCAGCGUAGACUUGCUGAUCACACUGCAAAUUCUGCCAGUUUUUUUCUCCAACUGCCUCUUCCUGGCGCUCUAUGACUCGGUCAUUCUGCUCAAGCACGUGGUGCUGCUGCUGAGCCGCUCCAAGUCCACUCGCGGAGAGUGGCGGCGCAUGCUGACCUCAGAGGGACUGCGCUGCGUCUGGAAGAGCUUCCUCCUCGAUGCCUACAAACAGGUGAAAUUGGGUGAGGAUGCCCCCAAUUCCAGUGUGGUGCAUGUGUCCGGUGCAGAAGGAGGUGACAACAGUGGCAAUGGUCCCCAGGAGAAGAUAGCUGAGGGAGCCGCAUGUCACCUUCUUGACUUUGCCAGCCCUGAGCGCCCACUGGUGGUCAACUUUGGCUCAGCUACUUGACCUCCUUUCACGAGCCAGCUGCCAGCCUUCUGCAAACUGGUGGAAGAGUUCUCCUCAGUGGCUGACUUCCUGCUGGUCUACAUUGAUGAGGCUCAUCCGUCAGAUGGCUGGGCGAUACCUGGGGACUCCUCUUGGUCUUUCGAGGUGAAGAAGCACCAGAACCAGGAAGAUCGAUGUGCAGCAGCCCAGAAGCUUCUGGAGCGUUUCUCCUUGCCGCCCCAGUGCCGAGUUGUGGCUGACUGCAUGGACAAUAAUGCCAACGUAGCUUACGGGGUAGCCUUUGAACGUGUGUGCAUUGUGCAGAGACAGAAAAUUGCUUAUCUGGGAGGAAAGGGCCCCUUCUCCUACAACCUUCAAGAAGUCCGGCAUUGGCUGGAGAAGAAUUUCAGCAAGAGAUGAAAGAAAACUAGAUUAGCUGGAUAAAGGUAUGAUUUUUAAGAGAGCUUAUUGUUUUUAAAAAGCAUAUAAAGGCAAGGACAUUAAGAACUGGAUCCGUAUUUCAACAGAGUCCCGUUGCCUUACCGAAAGACAGGAGUCUGCCUUUCAGAAGAACAUGAAUCUCUGACAGCUCCAUACUUUCUUCACUACUCAAAUGGCAUUGGGCUAAGUAGUAGCCCCAUCACCUCUCUUCUGGUGAAAAGCCUUAUGUGAAAAGAUCCCAAGAUGGAGAGGAAGAAACCCUGAUUCAGCAUGUGUUCAUUCUGCAUUGGGAAGGAGCUGAUACAGGGGAUGCAUGCUUUGAGACCAGAAGAAAAGACUUAUCAGAAUAAUUACAUUAGGAAGCUACUGUCUACGUUAAGAUAAGGGGUAUUGUCUUUGCUCUAUUUGGCAUGGAUGAAGCCUAAUUGGAAAUUCCUCAAAUUUAUAACAAGUCCUUGAACCCAGCCAUGUGGUUAGACAUUGGUGUCAGGGUAGACCUUAGAAUCGUUUCUGAUGUUGCUUUUAGUUGUGUAGUGCUCUCAGUCUUCAUAGCCCAGAACUUACAGGUAUGUUUGUAGAUACCAAGAAUAAUCCCUCCAUCGAGGAGGUUAGAAUGAUCAUCUGAAAUGUGAGGGUUACUUCCUAGGCAGGUAGAGAGAGUGCUAGGAAAGAAAUCAAAUUGACAAGCUAGGAAAGAGGAGGCAGAAAGAUUUGGAAAAUUCACAGAGUUUCACCUUGAAGCUGUAGAGAGUAGAACUCAUUUGUUAGCCACAGAAAUACAGAAACACACACAAGACCAGAAAACGACGCAGCAGUGCCGCUAAAGGUGGCAUAGAGAAUACACAUAUAAAAAUAAUAUAUUUGUCAUAUGUUCCUAGAUAGAAGGAGAAAGGAGGGAUUGAAAGGAAAAAAAAUUCUUAAAUAUUUGUAGUUGUGAGGGGUUUCUGUUGGAAAUAAUUACUUUUGAAACAUGUAUGUGGUAUGUAUAUUUUCAGUGGGUUAAUUACACCCCAUAAUACCGUUAAAGGAAAACCAGUGCGUCUGCUGAUGCUGGUCUUUUCCUCUCCAUUCCUGCAGUUAUUAUGUGGCCAAGUCAUUCCUAAUCUCAGUCUCUAUAGCAGUGUUCUCUCUGAAUGCUGCGCUGAAGAAAUUAUACGUACAUACAUACAUGCAGAUGUAUAUAUAUUCUCAGCUGCUGUGGGGGGUAGGUACCAUGGCCAUUCAGCACAGCCUUGAUUUCCUCCCAAAGUAGGUGAACUAUAAUGAAGGAUAGGUGCAAACAAACAAGCUUACUUCCAUUGCAAAAUAGAAGAAGAGGAAGUUAUAGAUAAUUCCGAUCAAUAAUUUUGGAGGCUUUGUUAUAAGGCAACCCCCGGUAUCGUGGAAUUUCCAUUGACAUUUAAAUUUGGACAUGGAUCUUCCUUUUUUCCAUUAGUUGAGUUUUAGUAAUCUAAAGUCCCUAUAGUAUAUGAUUAUAAUGCUAUUUUAAUAUAUAUAAAAUAGUUUUUUCUUUUUAAAAUGGACACUAUAGUUUUACCCAUCAGUAAUAUUUAAAGAUCAUAGCCCCCAAAAGAAUAGAUGAACCAAUUUUGUAUCAUAUUUUUUUGAUAAAUAAGAGACUAUUAUAAAAUCAUAGUAUAUGAUUGUAUUUAAAGGUACAAUCAAAGGAUCUUUUGUUUAUUCCAUUAAUAACUGAAUAAAAAUAAAUUAAUAGAAAAAACUAAAGUUGAAAAUGCAUUCUUAAACUAGUUGUCUGAAAUGAGAAAAGAGUGGGAACUAGGUGUGCAAGAAUCAAAAGUAUUUUCUUAUUUUAAAAUGGGAGCAACAUAUCAGUCAUAUCACUAGCUGGUAUGUUGUGUAAAUAUUAAAGCUCCAUUGUGACAAAUAUUUUUUUUUAUGGCAGCAUCAGCUUUCUAAUGUUUUAAAUUCUAUAAAAACCACCCACAAAGAAACAAGGCAAAUUUCAAAAAUGUGAUGUUUUCUAAUGAAUUGCUGGAAAAUCAUAUUGAGAAUAAUUAUUUCAGAUUCCUCGGUUGUUAACCUCUACAUUCAAGACUUGUCUCUGCCCUCAUUGAUUUUUUUAUCUUCAAAACGGUGUCGAGAUUUACGUGGGACCCUAAAACAGUAAAAUAAAAAAUCUGGUUGCAGCACAUUCACACUGUUGUCCUUAAGCUUCCCCUUUAUUCAAUGUGUACGGUGAUGUAACAGUAUGUCAGAUAAGCCGGUGGGGGGAUGAGAUUUGGCUAAGGCAGUGCCAGUCGACUGGGGAAAAGGAUGAUGGAAAAAUCACCCAGUUGUGCUAUAUUUUUAAAGAAAGAGGUCGUUUAUGUGUGCAGACCUAUUCUCCCUGAGGAUAGCCCAAUGGAGAAAUGAAGCAGAGGAAGGAAACAUAGAAAGACACAGGCUAUCAGGGAGGAAGAUGCUCAAUAGAAUAUGUAAGAAUUUCUGGAAGAAAGGCUGUGGAAGGGCCAAUGGAGAAAAUGAAUGGACAAAGCUCAGGAAUCCUACACUAUGUAGAAUGUCUUGGUGUUAUCAGGGUAAAGCCUAUAAUUAUGUAACCUAUUUAUCUCAACAUAAAUUUUUGUGAUUUCUUGUGAUGCAUUCUUUUAUGAAAUUAACAAGAACUCAUUAUUUGAGGUAGAGGAAAAUCAAUGCUUUAGCUGAUAUGCUGAGAAAUUAUUAGAUUGCCAAUACUCACGUGCCUAUCAUGUGUUUUAUAAGGUAUGUGUUCCUUUGAGGAAUUGUAAUUCUUAUUCUCACAGGGAAAAGUGUAUCUAUUUAUAUAUCAUAGCAUAAAUCUAUGAUAUAUUUAUAUCAUAUAUAAAAGUCUGAGUUAUCUUUCUUAGUCCCUGAUCAUGUUUCUCCCAUAGGCUGUGUUUACACGGAGCUAUCAGUUUAGCCUUUUAAGCUGCAUUAGCUUGUCUAUUAUUAAAAUAGUUUCCAAGAAAUUUUAAAUAUUAUCAUAGCAUCUGGUUUUAUUCAAACCCUUAUUGUUUGAAUGACUUAUGUCUUGGAACUAUUAAAAACUGACUUUAUUUAUUGCUUAGUGAAAAUACUAGUGGGAUCAACAAUGACUUUCUUGAAUGGGCAUGAAUGGAAAUGUCUGCUCAGUAAUUUAGAAGUGUUUCAUACAGUUAUUAAAAUGUAACUGACCUCCUUAGAGGUAGAUUAGUAACUGUUUCUGCUUUGUAAAGCUAAGUGACAGCCACUUAAGUUACAUGACUUUCUAUUUUCAUGUGUGGUCUCUGGUCCUGUGUCUUCAACUCAUUUAUAGAAGUCCCCUUGGUUUUUGGUAAUAUCAACUUCCCAGUGUCUAUCUAGUUAAAUUAUUCUCCCAUUAACCAGGAAGUGCUUAUUCUUUCAUCAAGGUGGGAAGAAUAGCCUAUUGUCUUUCAUUUUGCCUGAGUGUAUUUUACUAUUUGGGUUCUUAAGUAAAAAUUAUGACAUAUGGUGAGGUCACAUGAUGGUGCUACCUUACUAGAGGGCAGGUUAAAGACAAUAUGUAUGCCUUUGGGAAAAUUCCCAGGUGGAUUACAAGGCGUCCUCAGAUUCCCUAAAGGGGAUGGAUUGAUCUGGACAUUUGUUCCACCUGAACUCUGACUGAUGGUUUGGAAAAUAAGCUUAAUUAGUAUCAUAUGACCAUUGAAAAAGAAAAAAUGUAGACCCUGACUUCUGUCCCACUGAAGGAUUAAUGAAAACCUUUACUAGCAUUUAGAGCUUUUCAGAACAUGCCCAAUGUCAUGUGUCUCAGCAGUGGGGACUGAAAGUAAGGCUUUUAAUUUUAGGAGCUUUUUUUUUUUUUUUCCUAAAUGGUAUCGCCAAAAAUCAGAGUUAAUAUAUAUAUAGUUAGAUUCCAACUUCCUUCUUCACUCCAAAACUAGAAUCCAAACCCACUCUUCAUAUAUACUCCCAGAAUGAGGCUUACGUACCAAUCUCUUUGCAAUUGGCACAAUCUUAGUCAUUUCCUGAAGCUCUCUAAGAAAAGAGGGGAUCUAGGGUGGGAGAGGUAGAAAGUUGCUAACUGGGAAAGAUGAGGCCCUGAGGGCUUGAUCUACAAAUCCGGGAAGAUUUGAAAACAAACUUCUCACGAAGGAAGGCUGAAGGCUUCUGCAAGUCAUUGAGUGACUUUAGGAUGAGCAAAACAUCGGGCCACUUCCUAAUGCCCUAUGUGUAUAAGCAACAGAAGCAAGGUCUCAGACUUAACAGACCCCUCUCUGUUCCAAGGUGAGUCUGAACCAAUAGAAAGCAAACAUGUGCAGAUAUCCAAACAAGACUGCUCAUGCAAGUCAGGGCUGGCUGCCCGUCUUAGGCAGCAACAGCAGAGCUCCAGGGAGUUUAUUCAAUAUUUACUGAGACUUCGAAGACCCAGCAGAUGUUUAAUGAAGUCACUAUUUUGGCUCAAACCCUCCAUUUCUCCCCCUCCCCUGAAAAAGCAAACAGGUAAACACACAAAUGAAAGAAACCCACAGAAGGGGAUGGGAAAUAAAAUUCUCUCAAGACUUCUCCAGGCCCAUGUCGCUGGUUAGUGUGGUUUUUAUGUGUGUUAGCAUUGGGGAAUGUGAAGAAAUAAGUAUCCAGUACUUUAUAACCAAAGCAAUUAAAUGAUAUUGGGUAGGGAAUGUUGGCCAGUUUUGUUUAGUUUUGCAUCACAUUAUCCCCAGACUCACUAGCCCAAGUAAUCGGGUACCCGAAGAGGGAGACAGAGAUGUGCAGAGUUGACCAGUGUGCGGAUGAUAACUACUGACGAAAGAGUUGUCGACUCAGUCAGUGGUUGGAUGUAGUCACAUUAGUUGGCCUCUCCCCAUCUUUGUAUCCCUGGCAAGGAGAAUAUUCGGGACAUGAUGCCGAGAGUACUGGGUAAAUGUGGUGAGAAUGCAUGUGUGCAGAUGCUACUCAUAUGUGCUUCUCAGUUGCAGAAAAAGAACUGCUUUGGAGAUUCUCAGUAGAAAGGGUGUUAUCAUAUUGGUGCUGAGUGGUAUGUGUGCUUAUACAAUUUGUUCCUGUAUUUUAAUAAACUUUGAAUAAAAGAAUAAAGCUA